AUGGAACCAUUGAAGAAAAACCACACCUUAAGCUCUGAAUUUAUUAUCUUAGGCUUUGGGGACCUGGCUGAACUACAGAUUCUCUUUUUUGGACUCUUUCUAAUUAUGCAUCUCAUCACCCUAGCAGGCCAUACAACUAUUGUUCUCAUCACCCUCAUUGAUACCUGCCUUCAGACACCCAUGUAUUUCUUCCUUAGGAACCUAUCUGCCAUUGAAAUUUGCUACAUAUUAGUUAUUGUCCCUAACAUGCUGGCCAAUUUCAUGUCCAAAAUACAGCGAAUGCCAAUCCUUGGAUGUGCUCUACAAAUGCACCUCUUCAUUGCCCUGGGUGGAGCAGAGUGUUUCCUCCUUGCUGCAAUGGCCUAUGACCGUUUUGUGGCCAUCUGCAACCCCCUGCGUUACACACUCAUUAUCACCAGGGCACUCUGUCUGCAGAUGUUGGCUCUGGCAUGCAUCAGUGGUUUUACACUUUCACUUACCCUUACCACGCUGAUAUUCCUCCUGCCCUUCUGUCAGUCACAUGUCAUCAACCAUUUCUUUUGUGACAUUCCUGCUGUUCUAUUCUUAGCCUGCUCUGACACACGGGCCAAUGAGAUUGCAGUGUUUCUGGUCUGCAUGUUGAUUCUGUUGAUACCCUUCUUGUUGAUCCUGUUUUCCUAUGGAUUCAUUAUUGCUGCCAUCCUCAGAAUUCAUUCAGCAGAAGGCAGGAGCAAAGCUUUCUCCACCUGUGCUGGCCACCUGCUGGUCUCUAUUAUGCACUAUGGCUGUGCAAUAUUCAUCUAUAUUCGUCCCAAGUCCUGCUACACCCCAGAACAGGACAAAAUUGUAUCCUUAAUCUAUACCAAUGUAACCCCAAUGCUCUACCCUAUGAUCUAUAGCUUGAGGAACAAGGAAGUCAAGGGUGCCCUCAGGAGACUCCUGGUGAGCCACAACCAAUGA
Messenger RNA from Onychomys torridus (southern grasshopper mouse), 939 nucleotides. Its product is annotated as olfactory receptor 10Q1-like. Bases 1 to 939 code for a protein of 312 amino acids. The record is from RefSeq and is a predicted model, not a curated record. The transcript has a single exon. Gene Ontology annotation, molecular function: G protein-coupled receptor activity; olfactory receptor activity. NCBI's taxonomy places the organism in Eukaryota, Metazoa, Chordata, Mammalia, Rodentia, Cricetidae. Gene Ontology annotation, cellular component: membrane. Gene Ontology annotation, biological process: G protein-coupled receptor signaling pathway.